Leopardus geoffroyi (Geoffroy's cat) is the source of this 2403-nucleotide messenger RNA. RefSeq names its product golgi associated RAB2 interactor family member 4 (gene GARIN4). Gene Ontology annotation, cellular component: nucleus. The transcript has a single exon. Bases 567 to 2357 code for a protein of 596 amino acids. Lineage: Eukaryota; Metazoa; Chordata; Mammalia; Carnivora; Felidae. The record is from RefSeq and is a predicted model, not a curated record.
UUUUUAUUUUGAUGCCCACCUGAGUCCCUGGAAGGAUGGGCCUGUCCUCUGUGGGGACAGUGGGGGUGUUUGGGGAGGAGGAUGGUGGCCCUGCCCUGAGGGGGCUGCCUGGGGGAUGGAUGACAACAAAGGGGUAUGUGACCGUGACAGGUCACAAAGGGCAGCAGAGGAUAAAUAUGGCUGCGCAGGGGUUAGUUAGGCUGAGUUAGUUCUGUCACCAGGUCUGCAGUUCCCAGCCUCUUGGGGAGAUAAAAUUUCAGGGGUGGAGGUGAGGUGGAGGAGUCCACCAUACAUCUCUGCACCCUUGCAGAAUUUCAGUCUGGGGUCCAGGCACCCUACAGCACCCCCUCUGUAAUCCUCUGAGCUCCCACCCUCACUCGUGUCUCUGGGAGGCUCUGAGGCAAAGGGGGGUGGCCCCCGUGGGGUGGGGUGGGGUUGAGACACUGGCCAUAGAGCCACCUGUGUGACACAGGAGCUCGGCUAUAUACCCUCUGCCAGCCAGGCCAAGGGAGAGGAGAUCCAGGGACCCGCCUUGCCCGCACUGCCUCUUGUGAUAGGAGAGAGUCAUGAACCCCGAGUCUCUGCUCCCCUAUCACACAGCCCACAGCCACUCCGCAGUGGGCAUGUUCAACAUGGCCAUGGGGAAACUACAGCGACACCUGCACAAGGGGGAGUAUGACAUCUUCAAGUACGCGCCUAUAUUUGAGAGUGACUUUAUCCAGAUCACCAAAAGGGGAGAAGUGAUCGAUGUGCACAACCGGGUCAGAAUGGUGACCGUGGGCAUCGCGUCCACCAGCCCCAUCCUCCCGCUACCGGACGUCAUGCUGCUGGCCCGACCGGCCACCGGCUGCGAAGAGCAUGGCGGGCGUGGCCAGGCCACCAAGGGAAAAGGCCGCAAGGCUACCAAGACCUUAGAGCUCACCAGGCUCCUUCCCUUGAAGUUCGUGAGGAUCUCCAUUCACCACCGCGAGAAACAACAGCUGCGCCUCAAGUUCGCCACCGGCCGCUCGUGCUACCUGCAGCUGUGCCCUGCUCUGGACACACGGGAAGACCUCUUCACCUACUGGGAAAAGCUUGUGUACCUCCUGCGACCACCAGUGGACAGCAACAGCAGUACCUACGCCCUCCCAGCGGACAUGCUUUGCAUGCCUGUGUUUGAGGAAGAGGACAAGAGGAGCCCAGCAGGGGCGGAUUUCCAAGGAAAGGGCCAUCAGGAUCAGGUCAGCAUUAGGAGCCUCCACGUGGUCUCCGAGGUGGCCGGGGCCACCUCUGCAGCUUUUGCAGGUGGGGAGGGGACCCGUCAGGCCUCCCACAAACCCGAUGCAGCCGCCGCCACCCCAAAACCUGCAGAGCUCCACAGGGAGUCGGCGGCAGAGCCACACGUAGAGCUGGCGGUGGCCGUGGCAGCGCGGGAGGCGGCGGGGGCGGCAGCGGUGGUGACAGGAGGGACGGCCGCGGGGUUCGCAGCAGGGAUCGCAGCGGACACCGCGGCAGGCGCUUUGAGCGUGGCCUUGACCAAGUCAGCCGCCCCGGAUCGGCUAGGCGCGGCCGUAGCAGGUGCAGCCACCGCGGGGCCGGGAGGAAGCAGGACCAACCUAGCCAUUGCGGGCACCGCCAACCUCUCCCCAGAGAGCAGGAAGCUGGCCUUGGCAGGUGCCGCGAAGAUCCCCGGGUUUACUUCCGGCUCGUCGACCAGCCUCUCCCAGCGGGCCCGCAGGACCCCGACCUUCGCAGGGACAGAGGGCGCCCGCAAGACUGUGGCGGGAAACGUGGAGAGAGCGCUCCUCUCCGACGCGCAGAGCGGAGGCGCGGAGGGUGAGCAGGCGGGAAGGCAGCCGCGCCAGGUCCGGAGGGAGCGCAGAGACAAGGAGCGAACCUUUCGGGGCUCCGAUCGCCGCAGGGCAGCCGACACGCGCCACAAGGCCGGGGGGGACAAGACCAACCGGAAAGCCUCCGGGCGGUCCUUAGCCGGCCACAGAGCCGCGAGGGAGGACAAGGACAAGGCCCGCGGCAGCCCGGGGGGCGGGAGGCGAGCCCCCCACAAAGGCAUCGGCCACGCGCCCAUCCCCAAGGAGUCCAGGGCCUCCCACAAAUCGGGGCGGAGCUUAUCCACCGCCAGCUCGGGGUUAGCCACCAAGAGGCUGGGCAGGAUCGGGUUGUUCCUGCGGAACGUCAAAGCCAACCUUACUACCAGGACCACGGGCUCCCUACGCGGCAGAGACGUGGGCGUGCUGCCUAAGGCGGUGGACAGGAGCGGGCUGGAGGCCAUCGAGGCCUCGGAGAACUGCCAGGGCCUGGAGAGCGCGGGGAGAGGGACAUCUGACAUUAUGGAGACCGUGACCUUCGAAGCCCCUUAGUAGGGCUUUCCUCACAGCAGUUUAAAUAAAGAACCAUAUAACCUGA